GGUUGUCGAUAUUGCAUCUGUGGUGGUGGUCGAAUCCACGGUGAAUGUUUUCCCCGUCGCUGUGGUCAUGUCAGUGUGGUUUUUCUAGAGGAGGAGGAGGAGGAGGGACGUAGUUAGCAUUCUCAACCUAGCAGCUGAAUGCUAAUAUUAGCCCACGGGACAAAAUGCUGCCGUGGAUAAAAGCGGAGGAGGUGUGGGAAACGCCUUCUUAAUGUGUCCGACUUGAUUUAGCGGCUGUUUGGGAAAAUGGGAGCCCCACCCCUCCUCCUCGGUUUAGAGGUAGGCGGGUUGCACCAGCUGCUUGAGGAUCGUAUCGUAUCUAGGGCUGCGGAGCACAUCAAACCGGAUGAAACUAGGUCAGGCUGAGUCAAACCAGACUGAGACCAGAUCAGAACGGAGCAGACCAGACUGAUCCGAGCGUUACCGGGCCCGUCCAGGAGGCCUGUUCCAGUUUCCUAUCCAGUUGAGGGUUCAAGGGUGGAUGGAAGGAGAUGAUUUUAACACAGAGGCUGUGAUGAACAUCUGUGAUGACCUGAUGGCAGACCAAAGGAUGGACAUCUCGUCUACAAUGACUGACUUCAUGUCCCCUGGCUCCACUGACCUCAUCUCCAGCUCCAUCAGCACGCCUGGCAUGGACUACACCCGCAAGAGGAAGGGCAGCACCACCGACUACCAAAUCGAUGGCUUCUCAUUUGAUGACAUGGACCCAGAUAAAGAUAAACUGGGGAGUGACCAACAGGGCAGGAUUAAGAAUGCCAGAGAGGCUCACAGCCAGAUCGAGAAGCGCCGCAGGGACAAGAUGAACAGCUUCAUCGACGAGCUGGCGUCACUGGUGCCCACCUGCAACGCCAUGUCCCGCAAGCUGGACAAGCUGACGGUCCUGCGUAUGGCUGUCCAGCAUAUGAAGACACUCAGAGGUGCAGCCAACCCGUACACAGAGGCAAACUACAAACCUUCCUUCCUAUCAGACGAUGAACUGAAGCACUUGAUACUAAGGGCGGCCGAUGGUUUCCUGUUCGUAGUGGGCUGUGAUCGCGGCAAGAUCCUUUUCGUUUCUGAAUCGGUGUACAAGAUUCUCAACUACAGCCAGAAUGACCUGAUAGGUCAGAGCCUGUUCGACUACCUUCACCCCAAGGACAUCGCCAAGGUGAAAGAGCAGCUGUCCUCUUCUGAUACGGCCCCGCGAGAGAGGCUCAUUGACGCUAAAACUGGUCUUCCAGUGAAGACAGACAUCACUCCCGGUCCAUCUAGACUCUGUUCUGGAGCCAGGCGGUCGUUUUUCUGCAGGAUGAAGUGCAACAGGCCCUCUGUCAAAGUAGAGGAUAAAGACUUUCCGUCCACAUGCUCCAAGAAGAAAGCCGACCGCAAGAGCUUCUGCACCAUUCACAGCACGGGCUACCUGAAGAGCUGGCCACCCACCAAGAUGGGCCUGGACGAGGACAACGAGCCCGACAACGAGGGCUGCAACCUGAGCUGCCUGGUGGCCAUCGGCCGCCUGCACCCCCACAUCGUCCCCCAGCCCAGCCUGGCAGACAUCAGGGUGAAGCCCACCGAGUACGUCUCCCGGCACGCCAUCGACGGCAAGUUCGUCUUCGUCGACCAGAGAGCCACAGCUAUCCUCGCCUACCUGCCCCAGGAGCUUCUGGGAACGUCCUUCUACGAGUAUUUCCACCAGGACGACAUCGGCCACCUGGCAGAGUGUCACAGACAAGUGUUGCAGAUGAGAGAGAAGAUCAACACCAACUGUUACAAAUUCAAGAUCAAAGAUGGCUCCUUCAUCACGUUGAGGAGCCGAUGGUUCAGCUUCAUGAACCCCUGGACCAAGGAGGUGGAGUACAUCGUCUCCACCAACACUGUCGUAUCGUGUCCCAUGAUGGAGGGAUCAGAUUACCCACAGUCUGCUGCCUCUCCACAGAGUAUGGACAGCGUUCUAACCUCAGAGGGUGGGGGGAGGCGGGCGCUGCAGACGGUGCCCGGCAUCCCUGGCGGCACGAGAGCGGGAGCCGGGAAGAUCGGUCGCAUGAUUGCAGAGGAAGUGAUGGAGAUCCAGAGGAUUCGAGGCUCCUCCCCCUCCAGCUGUGGCUCCAGCCCUCUGAACAUUACCAGCACCCCUCCACCUGACACCUGCUCCCCGGGGGGCAAGAAGAUCCAGAACGGAGGGACACCCGAUCUGCCAAGCACGGGGGUUAUUCCUGGACCCGAUUCUGUCGGCUACCCCUACUCCAACCAGUCCAUCAUGAGUGACAACUCCCACCUGAGCAUAGACAUCAUGGACGAGCCCGGCUCCAGCAGCCCCAGCAACGACGAGGCGGCGAUGGCGGUCAUCAUGUCCCUCCUGGAGGCGGACGCCGGCCUGGGGGGCCCCGUCGACUUCAGCGACCUGCCCUGGCCUUUGUGAAGGCAGCGCGAAAGGGAACAACCAGAGCCACCGAUGGAGAGAGUUCAGUCGAGGGUUGAAUUCUGGGCCGGCCGUGUUUCCUGCCGUCUGCACACAACUAAACACUAAAAAAAAAAAAAAAAAAAGAAGAAGAAGAAAAAAAUGUCCAUCUUAAUAAACGCGCUGUCGAGUGACAAAUCCACAAACUGAAGGGUCGCGUUCGGACUCGGACGGCGGUUGAGAUUCGGCUCCCACGUUUCGGUUCAUCAUUCCCUGUAGGCGGAGCCGAGUUUCGCCGGCGCAAGCGGGAGGAGUUUUCUGUAAAGACCCUGCUGCAGAUUUGUUAAGAUGUUCAUUUUUUUUUUUUUUUUUUUUUUUUUUUUUACAGUGUUAGUAGUUUCCUGCAGAUCCCUGUCGUCGCCGUGGUGAGAGACCACGGCGACGGAGACACAAGUGACAGAAACUGCGGUGCUAAAAUGACGACGCUCCCUCACCGACUCUGUUUAGCCGUGGCUCCGGCGGGAGGUGAGCGGGACGGGGGCCCUGCUACCGCUGCCAGUCCCAAAACCAACACAGGACUCCUGACGCGGUCACAGACACCGGGCGACCGACGUGUUCGGUGGAGUGGUGUUGGAUGGGGAGCACCUCUCUGGACAUGUAGGACACUGUACAAAAAGAAAACAAAAAAAACAGAUGAUCUCCAACACAGGAAGUGGUGGUUUAACCUCUGGAGGAUUCUUAGUGGACCUUUUAUUCCCAUAAUUCCACGAGGAGCAGAUUAUUUUUCUGUUCCUUUUUAAAUAGUGACAAACGUUUAGAGAAAAAGCCGCCACCCAGCUGCUGCUGUUUCCUCAUCCGACUUGAACUCCUCUCUCCAGGCUGCUCCACAGCUCGUCCUCAUGGAGUUGUUUUUUUUUCUUUCUCUCUUUUUUGUUUUGUUUUUUUACAGCCGGUAACGGUACCUCGUCCUUAAGAGGCAUCGCAAAUCUAUCCAAUCUAAUCUCAGUUGAGGUCUUCACGAGUCCAAAGGUGAAAGAAACGACCCCGGUUCGAUUUAAACUGCAGCUUCACGUCUAAAUAAGAGUCUGUGGCUACGUUUCCGUGGGACGGUGGUUCCUCAGCUCGGCCGAACGGCGCCCGAUUAAAAAGAUCUGAUCAGGUUUAUGUGUUUACGUCGAUCACUAGGGUGGUUCUGUUCUGCUGCCGUGGAGCCUGGACGUCUGUAGGAAACGUGACAGAAGAAGACCUGAAGAGACCGUCCAGACGUCUCCGCCGUCGCCGUCCACCGGGAUUCCAGCUCGAUUCGUAUUUUUCAAACACUUGUUGUUUUUCUACCUCCAUGUUUCUGUCCCUCCUGGAGUGGAUUUAGUCCAAACAGAGAGAAACCAGCACAUUAGGUGUUUACGUGGUUAUUAAAGGUUUACACUACAGAAAAAAAAAUUAAAAAAAACUCCUGGUCAGUCUGCUCUGACUGAGGUGAUUACGUGAGGCAUAUUAAAUCUGAUUACUACUGGAAUGCUACUGUCCAUCCAAAAACAACAAAGCUAAUAAAUCAGCUUGACUUCCGCGUGAGUUCCAGGUUUUCCAGAUGUUCCUAUUUGAACCCCCCCUUUAAAUCUGAGGUAAAUAACCGAGGUCCUUCAAUCCUAAAACAUGUCCAUGCAAACGUAGCCACGGUCUGAAUGUUCGUGUGCGUGGACAGAAGUCUGCGUUCCUGAGGAGGUGGUAGCCGCAUCACGUACGGCCGUUAUUUAUUCUUCUCCCACAAUGCAACUCGACUUUCUAGUGCGGAGCUUGGCUCCGUCCCAAGGCCCUCGGGGCAAAGCACGAAGCCACGUGGGUGACAUUUGGAUGAAUCAGACUCAAAGCUGAGUGGACCUGUGAAGACCUCCUGAACUUUUUUUACUUUUAAAAAAAAAAAAAUCCUCCCUCUCCUCUCCUUUUUUUUUUUUUUUUUUUUUUUUUUUUUUAAGCUGCUAGAGCGUCGUCAGCGAGGAUCAGAUGAUGAGGUUAACUGCAUAACUGAAAAACGAGUUCGCCACCUCCCCGGAUUAUUCAAGUGCUCCUCCAUGAGGAAACGUUCUUCACUGCCAUUUUACUGAGGACUUCUGCUGCUGCUGCUGCUGCUGCUCCUGCUCCGGGUGCCCACGCACCUCCCUGGAGCGCUAAGGCUUAGCAUAAAAGCAUAAAAGCGUAAAAACCGUUUGGUCACAGGGUCUCCUCCCGCUCACCUCCCUCCACGCUGAUUGAUCACACGUCGGUCACUGAACGAUUCUUCUCGACUGCAGAGAUGUGGCGCAGAGAAAGUUUGUCUUUGCCUUUUGUUUCAGUACCCGGGCUCGAAUCGAGCCCCCAACAUAGGAACUGCCCCCUGCUGACCUGUUGGAGCGGGCUCGAGCUAAAAGAAAAUACCUCUGAGGUGAAUCUUACUGCAGAAAUGACAGAAUUACUGUUAAAAAACGAGAAAAAAAAAAAGAAACAGAUUUUAUGGAGAUGGAGGUGAUGGGACUUUCUAGGAAGGUUCAGAGAGAGAACGGAAAACUCUUCAUUUCAGUGCCCCCAUUUUUUUUUUUUUUUUUUGUUUGUUUUGUUGUUGUUUUUCCCCCCCCUCCCCUUAACGAUGACAAAUUAUCCUCAACACGACCUCUUCACUCUCGCCAGCGCUCGUCCUGCAGAGAGAGGAGGUGGACGGGAGUCGGGAGGAGCCACGGUCUUGUUGUCGGUCUGUGUCGCAUGGAAAGAAAAUCCACCUGAGACACAAUCAAAGUGCUCCAUCUUCUAACUGCAUUUGACAAAUGCUGCUAGUCUCUUAAAAAAAAAUUAUAAAAUAUUAUAUAUAUAUAUUUAAAAAACCUCACAAAGCAAACUGAGAACCAAACACAAAUGACUCUAAAUAAGGCUUUUUUUGAAGCGACUCAGAUUCUUCAGGAAAUAAACUUCCAAUACUUUUACAAACUAACCGGCUUCUACAGAAUUUUAUUUUGUUAUAUUUUCAUUUUUGAAAACUACCCUAAGUUUGAAGUCUAAGUGAUGUUUGCAAAACCUGAUCAUUUGAGGCUCAGUUUAAAAGAAACAGUCUUUGAUAGGUUGGAGGACUCUAGUCACAUGCAGAACCGUAUUAUUCAUUCUAGUCCUUCUAAUCCUACAACAGCUACAAAAUUAAAUAAAAUGAAAAUGAAUGAAAAGUAGAGAUGGGUAGUUCCUGUAAUCGACUAAAGAAACAUUUUGUGAUUUAUUUCUGCAGGAAACAGAAGUGUGAUUGAAUGUAACCGUGCACUAAACCUUUCUGGAGCCGUUUGGCUAAACUCAAACUAAACUGUACCUGAACCUGAACCUGAACCCCUCUUGUCAUUUAGAGCUGAAGGAGCUACUCCAAACUCAAACCAGACACUUUGUUUUGUGUCUCAACACCACUUUAUUAUUUCCGUUAUGGAAAAUUUAAUGGUUACACAGUUAAAACAUAAUAUUUUUUCCCUAAAUUCGUUCAGAUUUGUUUCUCUGGACGCAUGAAGCACGUUUUCUUUCCGUGUGGGUGGAACUUAACUCACCUGUGUCCACGCACCUGCAAGGCUCAGGCUCCGCCCACUCCUCCUCCUCAUCAUCCUCCUCCUCCAAUUAGGCGGCGGCUGGCGAGGCCCCAGCUCCUCCUCUGUAUCUGUUCUAGUGGUUUUCUGUUUCAAUGUUUUUACGCUAAACACUACAACGAUAAAGUGCCCCCCCCCCUCCCCCCCCCCCCUCUCCUCUCCUCCCUCUUGUUGAUAUGCCUCCUUCCCAACCCGCCCGACAAUAAUGUAUCAAAUCUUUAAAUAUUAUCAUGUUAAGAGUAUACUUUAUGCAAAUAUAUAUGAGUAUGAUGAGUGUAUUGUAUGUAUCAGCAGUGGAAUAUUUUUAAAAUAAAAUUAUUUGUUUCUGUCA
Mugil cephalus (flathead mullet) is the source of this 6292-nucleotide messenger RNA. It is a transcript of the gene bmal1a, whose product is annotated as aryl hydrocarbon receptor nuclear translocator-like 1a. Gene Ontology annotation, cellular component: nucleus; aryl hydrocarbon receptor complex; cytoplasm. Gene Ontology annotation, molecular function: DNA-binding transcription factor activity, RNA polymerase II-specific; protein dimerization activity; RNA polymerase II cis-regulatory region sequence-specific DNA binding. The transcript has 20 exons. Bases 482 to 2398 code for a protein of 638 amino acids. Lineage: Eukaryota; Metazoa; Chordata; Actinopteri; Mugiliformes; Mugilidae. The record is from RefSeq and is a predicted model, not a curated record. Gene Ontology annotation, biological process: regulation of transcription by RNA polymerase II; circadian rhythm.